AUCCAUUGUUGUGAGAGAGUCACUGUAGAGAGGGCUCUACAUGUGGUGAUGUUCCGGAUAUGGAACCAUUUAACUUUAACCAUGUUCCUCCAACAAUGAGGGAAACAACUCUUAUUGCUGGGAUUUAAAAAUCUUGGAAUGGGUUUUUGGAGGCAGCGAACAGAAUGUUCUUGCUUCGCUAUUAGCCAUGUUUUUCUGGGUGCUUUGAGAAUGCAACUAGGUUAAAGGCCUAAUUUUUAUGUAGUGUUUUUUAGGUAGCACAAACUUCUGAAAGCUGAGUACUAGCUGAGAAUCCAUCUAGAAUAUUGACAUUAAAACCAACUUAGGUUUUCCAGUGUUGAAUAAAAAUAUUUACUUCUUGGGAAAGUUUUUAUUAGACUUGGAGAUUCAAAGGUGCACUGGAAAGAGAAUGAAAUAAGCAUGGAGUCUUCUAAACUGGAAUAUAUUUCCUGGGUCACAGUUAAAAGUAAAAAGAAGAUGGAAGGAAAUGAGAGAACAGGAGUAUAAAGCCUGUCAAGAACUUUCCAUUUUUGUGAUUAUAUGUAUAAACUCUCGAUAUAAUACAACUAAUGGUUUAUAGUAACACUUUACUGAUAUCCCAGGAAGAAGUCAGUUACUGUGCAACUUGCUUAACAAGAAGUUUUAUUCUAACUACUUUGAACAUGUUUUAACUUUAACUGGACACCUUUUAUUUAUUUUUUUUUUAAGUCUGAGAGUUAAAAACUUUGUUUAGCUGUAUUUUUACUGAGACACCAAUUCCUGACCGAUGGCUGACAGCUGCUCAUGGAAAAUGGACUUAAUCCUAUGAAUGGUUACUAUUGCACAGAGUUGAAUGGAAUGCCAUGACUUUAGAAAUAUUCUCGUAGAACCACCUUCUUUGCCUUGUACCCAUCAUAUCCUUAAAUAUUUAAGCGUAAACAUUGCAAUUAUAAACUCUAAAAAAUAAUGGCAUGGGUGAAAUUCCUAAGAAAACCUGGGGGAAACCUUGGAAAAGUUUAUCAGCCUGGAAGUAUACUGUCCCUGGCCCCUACAAAAGGCUUAUUAAAUGAACCUGGACAAAACAGCUGCUUUCUUAAUAGUGCUGUUCAGGUAUUAUGGCAACUUGACAUAUUUCGACGAAGUUUAAGAGGUUUAACUGGACACGUGUGUCAAGGAGACGCCUGCAUAUUUUGUGCUUUAAAGGCAAUUUUUUCCCAAUUCCAGCACAGCCGAGAGAAAGCCCUCCCGUCGGAUAACAUGAGACACGCCCUCGCAGAAAGUUUCAAGGAUGAACAGCGUUUCCAGCUUGGAUUCAUGGAUGAUGCAGCAGAAUGCUUUGAAAAUAUCCUCGAGAGGAUUCACUUUCACUUAGUGCCAAACAGUGAAACGGAUAUGUGCACUUCCAAAUCCUGCAUUUCUCAUCAGAAGUUUGCUAUGACGCUGUAUGAGCAGUGUGUGUGUCGCAGUUGUGGAGCAUCGUCGGAUCCGUUGCCUUUCACGGAAUUCGUGCGUUAUAUUUCCACCACAGCCCUCUGUAAUGAAGUAGAAAAAAUGAUGGAGAGGCACGAACGUCUCAAGCCAGAAAUGUUUGCAGAAUUGCUGCAGGCAGCAAAUACUGCUGAUGACUACAGAAAGUGUCCUAGUAACUGUGGUCAGAAAAUAAAAAUUCGUCGUGUUCUUAUGAAUUGUCCUGAGAUUGUGACAAUCGGCUUAGUCUGGGAUUCGGAACACUCUGAUCUGACAGAAGAGGUUAUGAGGAAUUUGGCUACACAGCUUUAUCUUCCUGGGCUGUUUUAUAGGGUUACAGAUGAAAAUGCCAAAAAUAGUGAGCUUUUUCUUGUGGGAAUGAUUUGCUACACAAGCCGACAUUACUGUGCCUUUGCCUUUCACACCAAGAGCUGCAAAUGGGUGCUGUUCGAUGAUGCUAAUGUAAAAGAGAUUGGAACAAAAUGGAAAGACGUGGUCUCCAGGUGCAUUCGGUGUCACUUCCAGCCAUUGCUGCUAUUUUAUGCUAACCCAGAUGGCACAGCUGUAUCUCCAGAGGACGCACCAAAGCAGAUUAUUCACUGGUCUCAGUGUAAAACAGCAGGAGGAAAUGGGGAGGACUUAGGAUUUGAAAAGCAUUCUGCUGCUAAAUCAGAGCAUGUGAAAGAGAACGGAAUUGGAGACCCCACUAAUCAAAGGAGUAAUAAAAAGCUUCAGCCAGAUAAUUCAGCAUUCAGUAGAAGCCACAUUCAAGCAAGUGGUGGUAGAGGUCCAGCUAAGUUGGGUUACAGCGAUCAAAAGGACAGGCUGAAGGACUUAUCCAGAGAGUGUGCUCAGAAAGCUGCUGACAUGAAAAACUUCACAUCCUUACGAAAAGAUGCAGACAGAGGACCAAGGAAAGAGUCUGGGAGACAAAGAGAUGUGAUUGCAGAAGACCGUUCCAGCGUGAAGUCGGGGUCUCCUCCCGUUGGAAAUGGCCUCAGGCACUGCGUGGAUCAGCGGAUAUACAGCAGCCAGGGAAGAGGCCCCUACAGGCACGACAACGCACCUCACCCAGCAAAGCUUUCUGCACACGUGCUCGGAUCAAAUAAAACAGAACCUUUUGCUGCUGGGGAGAAACCAGUGACAAGGACACGGCCUGAUGGUGUCACUGGCUAUGAUACAGACACCAGUCAGGACUCCAGGGACAAAGGAAGUGUCAGCAGCAGGAGCAGAAGUAAAGGUUGGAAACCAAUGCGUGAGACGCUGAACGUAGACAGCAUUUUCAGUGAGACCGAGAAAAAACAGCACAGCCCAAAGCACAAGGCAAACCUGAGCAGUAAAUCUAAGCACGAAAAGGAGCGCAGCUUUAACCACUGGCCAAAAGAGAACCAAGUGCAGAAGGGUUUAAUGACUAUAUAUGAGGAUGAAACGAAACAGGAUACGGGAAGUCGAAGUUCACUGGAUUCGGAGGGAAAAGGGAACGCAGAAAAAAGCAAAGGAUUUACAGAGAGAAAAGUCCAUGGUGAUAACUGGCAAAUUCAGAGGACAGAAUCUGGAUAUGAAAGCAGUGAUCAUAUCAGCAACGGAUCUGCAAAUCCAGACUCACCUGUUAUUGAAGGAAUCAAUGCAGCAGAUGUCAAGAAUGUGAAAGAAAGUGCUUCCUGCAGCGAACAGAACUUGUCAACCAAAAAAGCUGAGCAUGUGUUACAUCCGGUGCCCCAGCAGAACAGAAACUUCCAUGAUUUGAGGAAAGACCAGUUCAAUUCUGAAGUUAACUACAGACCUCAUGUUGGUUUCCCAACAGAAUUACAUUUGCAGGUGCCCAGUCCUCCAGUAAAGAGAGCUGAAAUGCCUGAGACCAACAAGAAAUUUUUCCCCUCAUCAGCUCUACAGCCAGUUGUCAAAGACAUUGUGAAACCGGAAAGCAGGAACAAGGCAAACGGACAGAAUCCUUCAGAGUGGCUUCACCCGGACAGGUUUGAGAAGGUGAACGUGGCAGUGUUCUGUCCUGAUGGCAUAUCCCACCCCUCCCCCGAGAAUGCCUGUGGCAGGAAGCUGCUCCACAGUGACUUUGUGCCCCCCGCCCAGCCGCAGUCUCAUCACACAAGAACGCUCGGUCCCAAGGUGGGCUUGGCGCCCUGUGUGCCACAGUCCCUGCCGGAGAGGGCCGUGGUGCUUCCCACCCCUCCCGCUGAGCACGCCGGGCACCCGCUGCGGAGGGGGGAUACCCUUUGGGUGCCUGAAGCAGUGUACCAGAACGUCCCUCCCCCUCUGCCACCCAAAAAAUACGCUCUGAAUACUUUGCCGGGAUCAGAGGGUAACUUGGCAGCGGAUGUAAAACCCACGGAAGCGUUGCAAAGUAAUCCACUGAGGCCAACAGGUGCACCUCCAAAACCUGCACCAGAACCAAGUGUACUCCCACCAGAACAAAGGCUGAAAGAGCCCUUUCCAGGGAACGAACUGUUUGUCCACAAACCGGAUUCUCCACCUCGCUUGUCAGUCAAUGACUUCUGGACCGUGUCUGAGAACUUGUUAAAGAAAGGAUCCCGUCACACGGGGCCGAGUCCUGGCUACAUGGAUGGGAACGACAGCGUGUCCCUAACAACCUACUUCUCAGUGGACAGCUGCAUGACUGACACCUACAGGAUGAAGUACCACCAGAGGCCCAAGCUGUAUUUUACAGAAAGCGGGAGCUUUCCCAAGGAGAAGCAUCCUCCAGCAGCUGGGGUAGAACUGAACGCUACAUACCACGCCACCCUGGAACCCAGGCAUCCCGCGCCCGAGCCGAGGUACAAGGCCAAUGCAGAAGGCAUCCACUGCAGCCGAUAGAUCCAUAAAAAACCCCACACCCGGAUCUGACUUUUGCAUUUCAUGUAGUCUGUGACCGGGCACAAACCUUGAAUGUGUGUGUGAUAACCAGGUACCCAGCUGACCGUACUUUGCGUGGGAGUUAUGACUGUUCAAAUGAAUAUGCAAAUUGGAGGCGAACGGAGGAGAAGAGGUGCUAAACUUGUGGUUCUUUGAUUUGUUACUCUAGUUGCCUUAAUGCUUACCUCUGUUACUCAGCUUGUCUUCUACAGUUUGUACUAAACAUGGUCCCUUGGGGUGUGCACAUCUUACAGCAGUGGGAUUGACUGGAUGUUACUAAAUCUGUAAGAAGAUUUAAUUAGUUGCAGUUUAAGAAGUGCUCCUUCAGACUGUGGUCACUACCUACUUAGACUAACAAAAGGGAUAAAUGUACUACCACAUAAAAUGCAGCAAAUGUAGUAAUAAUAGAGUAUUAUUUGUCCUGAGAGGUGGCAGGAGAUGACAUGGUUUUUUCAACUGACUUCUCUGAGAGUCUGUGCUUUCACAAACCUUCAAGUGUCUUUAAUACAAGUUUACCCAGAGGAUUUAUUUUUUAUUUGAAAAGCCUUAAUAAUAAUAAUCCUUUAAAAACCGUCCUGGUUUGCAAAUGCUAGAUGAGACUUUCAAAGGGAAUUGAAGUAAACUGCAGUAAUACUGUCCUAUUAAUACACCUGCUCUAUGUUAGUGUACGUUUUUAAACACAUUUAUCAGAUUUUGUUCACCCUAUAAGCUAUAUACUUUAACUUAUUAAAUUUAACUACAUCAGUUACAAACUGGUAUAAGAGAAUAGGAUGCUAAUUUUAAAUACAGAGUUAUCAUGCCACUAUGAAAGACUAGUUUUCUAAGGUUUUUUGAUAGAGUUACUGUUUCUGUUCAGUUCUGAUUUAUCCUCCAAGUGCAUGGAAAGUUAUUGCUGCUAUUUAUUAAGCUUCCCUUGUUUUCCAACUUGACAAUUUUGAGCAUUGGUUCAUGGGGAUCACAUAUUUGAUUUUUUUUUUAAUUCAUUCUUUUUUUACUGAUGUGUUUCCCCCUUUGGAACAGCCCUACACAUGGGUAUGGUCUGCAUUAGCAGAUCAGGCUGAACGCGCAGCCCUUCAGACUGUGGUGGCUGAGGGGCAGGGAAAGAAGAAGUUCCUCCUUCUCUGCUCUGUCACUGCCUACAGUUUUGGCA
Neopelma chrysocephalum (saffron-crested tyrant-manakin) is the source of this 5464-nucleotide messenger RNA. It is a transcript of the gene USP53, whose product is annotated as ubiquitin specific peptidase 53. The transcript is spliced from 16 exons. Gene Ontology annotation, biological process: sensory perception of sound; protein deubiquitination; response to auditory stimulus. The coding region runs from base 946 to 4275 and encodes 1109 amino acids. NCBI's taxonomy places the organism in Eukaryota, Metazoa, Chordata, Aves, Passeriformes, Pipridae. Gene Ontology annotation, cellular component: cell-cell junction. Gene Ontology annotation, molecular function: cysteine-type deubiquitinase activity. The record is from RefSeq and is a predicted model, not a curated record.